UUAUAAAGAGCGCCACGAGUCGGUAUUGUCAGGCGGCGGCGCUGCGCGGGCCCGAGCGAGUCUUUUGGUCGGUGGGUUCCGUGCAGCGGUGGUCGAGAAGGAGCGCGCGAGGUUGCGGCGGCUCCGUCGGCGGAGGGAGGGGAGGCCGGGCAGCGCGAGUUUGAGCGCGGCCGAGCCCGCGGCACCUUCCCGGCGGGUGGGGACGAACGGGCCUCGCGGCCUCACCGGCGGCGAGGAGCCGCUGCGCCCCGGUCUAACAUGUCGGAAGCGGGUGAGGAGCAGCUAAUGGAGACGACGGGCGCCACCGAGAAUGGGCACGAGGCCGCCCCCGAAGGCGAGUCGCCGGCUGGGCCUGGCACCGGGGCCGCGGCAGGCACUGGAGGCGGGAGCACGGCGCCCCCGGCCGUCAACCAGACCAGCGCCGAGGGCGACCAGAUCAACGCCAGCAGAACCGAGGACGACGCGGGAAAAAUGUUCGUUGGUGGCCUGAGCUGGGAUACCAGCAAAAACGACCUGAAGGAUUAUUUUUCCAAAUUUGGAGAGGUCGUUGACUGUACAAUAAAAAUGGAUCCCAAUACUGGCCGGUCAAGAGGGUUUGGGUUUAUUCUCUUCAAAGAUGCAGCCAGUGUGGAGAAGGUCCUAGAUCAGAAGGAGCACAGGCUGGAUGGUCGUGUCAUUGACCCCAAAAAAGCCAUGGCCAUGAAGAAGGAACCCGUAAAGAAAAUUUUUGUGGGGGGUCUGAAUCCUGAAGCCACUGAGGAGGAAAUCAGAGAGUACUUCGGGGAGUUUGGGGAGAUCGAGGCCAUUGAUCUCCCAAUGGAUCCAAAGUCGCACAAAAGACGGGGCUUUGUUUUCAUCACCUUUAAAGAAGAGGAGGAACCUGUGAGGAAGGCUCUAGAGAAAAAGUUCCACACCAUUGGUGCAAGUAAGUGUGAAAUCAAGGUGGCUCUGCCCAGAAAGCUCUAUCAACAGCAGCAAGGCACCGGCCGCGGUGGAAACCGCAGCCGAGCAAGCCGAAGCAGUGGUGGUGGCGGUGGAAGUGGAGGAGGUCAGAGUCAGAGUUGGAAUCAGGGCUACGGCAACUACUGGAACCAGGGCUACGGCUACCAGCAGGGCUACGGGCCCGGCUAUGGCGGCUACGACUACUCGCCCUAUGGCUAUUACGGCUACGGCCCCGGCUACGACUACAGACCGUGAGCCUACACUCAAGGUACCCCCUCCUGGUUCGCAGCACCUCAUGUCCGGUGGCAAGAGGCCGUGGGGGUUCCAGGUGAGCGGAGCCCAGUAAAGGGGGUUUGGCUUCCCCUCGCUCCUAAAAGGAACUAGUGGACGCUUGGCUUGCUGAGGAGCACAGGAGCCGCAGCCGAUGCUCGGGAGCCCCGCCGUGGCCCACUCACCUAGAGGAGGACAUGGCUCAGCAGGACUGUCACCGGGCCGGGACCUCAGCGUCUCACAGCUUCGCACUUUUUCUUCCAUGUCUGAAAGAGACCCCCGAGCCACCCAAAGUGGUUAGCUCUUCUGCUGAAGGCCCCUGCCGCCUUCAGCGUCCCAAGCUUCUUGGAUGGCAGUGUGGAGGUUGGGCCCACCAAACAAGCCCCUGACCCCCACCCUUUUCCUGUGUGUCUGUGACAGCAGCUACACGGGUCAGCAACAGUUUCCCCAAAGGAGAGCACCAACCCUCAUGUUUCCCGAGACUUCAGAUUCAACUGGAGGCUACUCUGUAUAGGAAACCUAAACUAGCCCUGUGCCUGACCUCACCCGGGUGUUGCACCACUUCCGGUUGUAUCCAGUAGAGGUUGGCCCUUAGCUCCAGAGCCCUGGGGACAGCAGUGGAACAGCCCAGAGACGGAGGGCAGAGGGGCUGCUCCGAUCUCCAGAAGGGACGUUGCCUGAUUUGGGCUGCCCCUCAGGACAUGGCAUGCACAGCCUCAGUUCGUGGACAUGUCUGAUUUGUUAGAGGUUUCCUUGUAAGGAUUUCUGGGAGCCUGAGUUGACCUUGAUGUUCCUAGGUGGUUGGGAAUGCGGGGAGGAACUUUGUGUUCAACCUGUGCACGUUUCAGCCACCGUAGCUGAUGGUGAGACCUUUAGCUCAACUAAAGCAUAAAGCCUCUGCUAUCUAUGUUUUGCAGUGGCUUUUAGGCCACUUGAGCAAGGUGUAGUCCUGAUGGCUGGGCUGAUGAGCUGAGCCUUGGUUUCCAUUGUCUUGCAUCCCACUCAGGAGCCAGCUGGGGGAGGGGUGCUGGCCCAGCUCCCACCUGCCCAGGACUGGGAAAAGCCCCUCCAGGCACAGGCAGGACUGGGCCAACAGGGCGUCUCCACUUCAGCCCCUUGCUCUGCACUGUCUGUGGGACACCUGGCCCAGCCACGGAGCCCCUCCCUGGUCAUGCUGGAAGGUUCUAGUUGCUGGCUUCAGGGUGGGAUCUACAGACGUCAUCCGCUGUCCCUUGGGCUUCAGGCUCACCUGUUAG
Pteronotus mesoamericanus is the source of this 2468-nucleotide messenger RNA. RefSeq names its product heterogeneous nuclear ribonucleoprotein A/B (gene HNRNPAB). Lineage: Eukaryota; Metazoa; Chordata; Mammalia; Chiroptera; Mormoopidae. Gene Ontology annotation, cellular component: nucleoplasm; chromatin. The record is from RefSeq and is a predicted model, not a curated record. Gene Ontology annotation, biological process: regulation of gene expression. Bases 259 to 1197 code for a protein of 312 amino acids. The transcript has 8 exons. Gene Ontology annotation, molecular function: RNA binding.